GCCGCACAUAACAUUACAAAUAGCAAGUAGAGCUAUAUAUCUCUUAUGACAUACAACAUAUGCAUAACACUUUGUAAGAGAUCAUGGAUAAGAUAUUAGACUAUCAAUCCUUUGUGAUCACUGUACUAGUCUCAAUAGUAACUCUUCUCCUAGCUCUUCUAGUCUUCAACUUUAACUUGAGAUCAAGAAGAAGAAGGAAGCUCCCUCCAAGUCCCCAGAGACUCCCGGUGAUCGGAAACCUUCACCAGCUAGGCGAGCUACCUCACCGAUCCCUCCGCCGCCUUGCAGAGAAAUAUGGCCCUCUCAUGCACCUCCAGCUAGGCCAAAUCCCUGCUAUCAUUGUAUCAUCUCCUGAGGUUGCUUCUGAGGUCAUGAAAACUCAUGAUCUUGCCUUUUGUAGCAGACCUGCCACACCUGUCAUGAUGAAAUUCUCUUACAAUGGAUCAGAUAUGGCCUUUACCAAGUAUGGUGAGCAUUGGAGACAACUUAAGAGGCUUGGAACACUGGAGAUCCUUAGCAUGAAGAGAGUGCAACACUUUAGGAAUGUGAGAGAAGAAGAAGUCCAUGUCUUGAUCCAAAAUAUAAGACGUUCUUGCUCUCAAGAGCCAGUGAAUCUAAGUGAGAUGUUUCUUUGUAUGUCGAAUAACAUAAUAUGUAGAGAAGUGUUUGGAAAGAGGUUCUCUGAUGAUGGACAGUGCAAUAGAAGUGAGCACCAUGAUCUUGUUUUGGAGAUUAUUGAGUUGAUGGGAGGGUUCUUUCUGGCAGAUUUCUUUCCUUCUUUCAAGUGGUUGAGUGUGGUCACUGGUCUUCAAGGAAAGCUUGAGAGGAACUUCAAGAGAAUGAAUGAGUUUUUUGAGAGAGAGAUUGAGGAGCACUCUUUGAGUAUGAAGAAUGAUCUAGGACGUGAUGAUAAAGAAGAAGACGACUUCGUUGAUGUGCUGCUCAAGUCACAGAAGGAUUCCACUAAUCUUGGUUUUUCUCUUACCAGAGAUCAAAUCAAAGGAGUUCUCUUGAACAUGUUUCUCGGUGGAACAGACACAUCUGCUGCAACUCUAGAAUGGGCAAUGACAGAACUUAUGAGAUAUCCCUCAAUAAUGAAAAAAGCACAAGAUGAAGUUCGAAGCGUUGUAGGAAAUAAAGGAAAAGUAGAUGAAAACGAUCUUCAACAUCUCCAAUAUCUCAAAUUUAUCAUCAACGAGACUUUGCGCUUACACUGCAUUGUUCCACUUCUUAUCCCUCGAGAAAGUAGACAAGAUUGCACAUUAUUUGGUUAUGAUAUCCCCAAAAACACAAGAGUUUUUGUAAAUGCAUGGGUAAUGGCAAGGGAUCCAAAAUCAUGGCACAAUCCUGAAGUCUUUAUGCCAGAGAGAUUUGAAGAAAAUGCCAUCAAUUUCAAAGGCCAACACUUUGAAUUCAUUCCUUUUGGUGCUGGUCGGAGAAUUUGUCCAGGAAUACAAUUUGGUGUGGCUGCCAUAGAGAUUGCACUUGCUAAUAUCUUAUAUCAUUUUAACUGGGAAUUACCUUCUUGGUUGAGUUAUGAAGAUAUCGACAUGACAGAAACAUUUGGUCUUGUUCUUCAUAAAAGAUCACCACUAGUCCUUAUGGCAAGACCAAUAAAUAUCUUAGUGAAAACUUGAGUAUGUAUGUAUUAGUAACUUAAUGUCAAGUUUUACUUGUUAUUAUGCACUAUAUUUAUAAAUAAACUUCUACUUUGUAUAUUAUGAAUAAA
Molecule: messenger RNA, 1729 nt
Organism: Dioscorea cayenensis subsp. rotundata (Guinea yam)
Lineage: Eukaryota; Viridiplantae; Streptophyta; Magnoliopsida; Dioscoreales; Dioscoreaceae
Product: cytochrome P450 71A1-like
Exons: 2
Coding region: 84-1637 (517 amino acids)
Molecular function (GO): monooxygenase activity; oxidoreductase activity, acting on paired donors, with incorporation or reduction of molecular oxygen; heme binding
Source: RefSeq, a predicted model, not a curated record